This is a messenger RNA of Erinaceus europaeus (western European hedgehog), 6421 nucleotides long. RefSeq names its product zinc finger protein 638 (gene ZNF638). The transcript has 28 exons. Gene Ontology annotation, molecular function: mRNA binding; zinc ion binding. Gene Ontology annotation, biological process: regulation of RNA splicing. Bases 269 to 6166 code for a protein of 1965 amino acids. Gene Ontology annotation, cellular component: nucleus. The record is from RefSeq and is a predicted model, not a curated record. NCBI's taxonomy places the organism in Eukaryota, Metazoa, Chordata, Mammalia, Eulipotyphla, Erinaceidae.
UCAGCGUCGAGACUGGAGCCUGAAUGUUGAACUGUGGGGCGCAAAUGGGAUCCGGCUGCUAGUCGGCUUUGUGUUAUUCUUGGAAAAUUUCGCACCACUUGUGAAUUCCUUGAGCCUGGGCAUUGCAAACCCACUUCUGUUGGGCCCACCUCCUUUGCACUUUGCUCAGAUUAAGACUCAGUUGGCGCUUCAGCAGCUGAAUGCCGUUGCCUCACAUAGUUCAGCACCACCUUACACUUUAUUAAAUCAGGCUUUUUUGAAAGUAGCCAUGUCGAGACCCAGGUUUAAUCCUCGGGGGAACUUUCCACUUCAGAGGCCACGAGCACCUAACCCUUCUGGGAUAAGGCCUCCAGGACCAUUUAUGAGGCCUGGAUCUGUGGGUCUUCCAAGAUUUUACCCAGCAGGGAGAGCCCGUGGAAUUCCACCCAGAUUUGCUGGCCAUGAAUCUUAUCAGAACAUAGGACCCCAGAGAAUGAAUGUUCAGGUAACACAACAUCGAACUGAUCCAAGAUUGACCAAAGAAAAACUGGAUUUUCAUGAAGCACAAAAGAAGGCAAAGCCUCAUGGUAGCCGGUGGGAUGACGAGUCUCAUUUGUCUACACCAGUGGGAGUGAAACAAAGUGUGAUAACACAAGUUACAGAGCAGAAUCCAAAAGUCCAGAGUCGUUACACAAAAGAGAGUGCCUCAAGUAUCUUAGCAAGUUUUGGAUUAUCUAAUGAAGACUUAGAAGAACUCAGUCGCUAUCCUGAUGAACAACUGACUCCUGAAAAUAUGCCAUUAAUUUUAAGGGAUAUAAGAAUGCGAAAAAUGGGGCGCCGGUUGCCUAAUUUACCUUCUCAGAGCAGAAAUAAGGAAACACUUGGUAGUGGGGCAGUUUCAAGUAAUGUGAUUGAUUAUGGGCAUGCAAGCAAAUACGGAUACACAGAAGAUCCACUUGAAGUAUGUAUUUAUGAUCCUGAAAUUCCAACAGAUGAGGUCAAGAAUGAAUUUCGGUCACAGAACAUUCGUGCAUCUGUUCCCACUCCAAAUGUGAUAUGUAACUCUAUGUUUCCUGUUGAAGAUGUGUUUCCAAAGUUGGACUUUGCUGGUGAGUCCUCCAAUAAUCAGCCCUUUUUCCCAGUGGAGAGUGGAACGAAGAUGGCAGUCCUACGCAUUUCAAGAGGAAAGUCAGUCCUUGAACCUGUAAAAUCUGUCAGUCAACCCAUUAACCAGUCAGUUAACCAGACAAUGAGUCAAUCUCUGAUUCCUCCUCCUGUGAACCAGCGACCAUAUUCAUCGGAAUUAAUUUCAGCUGUAAGUCAACGUGAGCAAAUACCACAUGAACCUGGGAUUAAUUCAUCGGGAGGGAGUAAAAAGAAUUACCAUUCAGAGAUUGACAUUCCCAUUCGGUCUCCCUUUGGGAUUGUGAAAGCAUCAUGGUUACCAAAGUUUUCACAUACUGACACCCAGAAGAUGAAAAGACUUCCUACUCCUUCUAUGAUGAAUGAUUAUUAUGCUGCAUCUCCAAGAAUAUUUCCACAUUUGUGUUCUCUGUGUAACGUAGAAUGUAGUCAUUUGAAGGAUUGGAUUCAACAUCAAAAUACGUCUACACAUAUUGAGAGCUGCCGACAAUUACGUCAACAGUAUCCUGAUUGGAAUCCUGAGAUCCUCCCAUCAAGAAGACAUGAAGGCAGUAGAAAAGAAGAUGAAACUCCCAGAAGACGUUCUCAUUCCCCCAGUCCUAGACGUUCAAGGAGAUCAAGCUCAAGUCAUAGAUAUCGUCGAUCUCGAAGCCCAGUUCGAUAUAUAUAUAGACCAAGAAGUCGAAGCCCAAAGAUUUACCAUCACUUCAUUCCUAGAUACAGAUCAAGAUCCCGUUCUCGUUCACCAUAUCGAAUGAGCAAUCCAUAUAGAGGCAGUCCAAAAUCCUAUCGGUCAGUUAGUCCUGAAAGAACGUCAAGGAGAUCAGUGAGAUCAUCAGAAAGGAAAAAAGCUUCGGAAGAUGUAGUACAACAAUCUGGACAUGGGCCAGAAUUAAUGAAACAGAAACAACUUGAAGCAGUUGAAAAAGGGCACUCACCACCUAUAAAGCCUAAAACUGGCAGUGGGUCAAAGCCAUCAGUUAAACCUAUAAGUUCUACAAAGAGUGAUUCAAGUUUAGGACAUUCUACUCGGUACAAAUCAAAGAAUGUGGAAGAUGACGCCUCACCAGAAAGUAAACAGCCAUCUGAUAAAGCUAUUUAUCUCCACCGUAAGCUUCGGAAAGAGCAUUCUUCACCUUAUUGUUCAGUUCUUCUUGUAUCUGAAUUACCAGAGGAUGGAUGUACUGAAGAAGAUAUUAGAAAACUAUUUCAACCAUUUGGUCAAGUUAAGGAUAUCCUGAUUGUCCCAUAUAGAAAGGAGGCUUACUUGGAAAUGGAUUUUAAAGAAACAGUUACUGCUGUCAUGAAGCACACUGAAACAACACCUCUUAAGAUAAAAGGGAAAAAUGUGAACGUAUGUGUCCCAGAAAAGAAAAGAUCCCAGAACAAAGAGGUAAAGAAAAAGACAUCAGAUUCAAAGAAAACAUCUGUAUCUUCUUUAAAAAAAGAUGCAGGGGCUUCCAAAGCUGCUGAAGCUGUAUCUUCUACUACUACCAAAACUGGACAAGCCAAGGCAUCUACAGCCAAAAUAAAUAAAUCUUCAGGAAAAUUGGCUGGUUCUGUAAAAUCUGUGGUAACAGUAGCUGCUAAAGGUAAAACUUCAAUCAAAACAGUGAAAUCUAUCAGAAAGAAGUCUCUGGAAGUCAAAAAGACUGGCAUUAAAAACAAAGACUCCAAUAAACCUGUGACUGUACCAGAAAGCUCUGAAAUAAAGACCACAGCGGAAACCGAAGUCAUUGAAAACACUGCUAAAGACACCAUUUCAGAAACUGCUUUGGAGACCACAGAAAAUGAGCCAGUUCACAAGGAAACAGAGGAAAUGUGUAUGGUACUUAUUUCUAAUUUGCCUAAUAAAGGAUAUUCUGUAGAAGAAGUGUACAACCUAGUAAAACCAUUUGGUGGUUUAAAGGAUAUUUUGAUUUUAUCAUCUCAUAAAAAGGCACUUGUAGAAGUAAGUAGAAAAUCUGCUGAUUCCAUGGUAAACUUUUACACCUGCUUCCCAAUAUCAAUGGAUGGGAAUCAACUGUCAAUUCGUAUGGCUCCAGAAAACAUGAAUAUAAGUGAUGAGGAGGCAAUAUUUACAACCCUGAUUAAAGAAAGUGACCCAGAGGCAAAUAUAGAUGAAAUCUACGAUCGAUUUGUACAUUUUGAUAACUUACCAGAAGAUGGACUUCAGUGUGUACUUUGUGUUGGACUUCAGUUUGGAAAAGUGGAUCACCACAUAUUCAUGAGUAAUAAAAACAAGGCAAUUCUUCAGCUGGAUAGUCCUGAAUCUGCUCAGUCAGUAUACAAUUUCCUGAAACAAAAUCCACAGAACAUAGGUGAUCAUGUAUUGACCUGCACACUAUCUCCAAAGAUAAGCUCCUCAGAGGUUCAAACUGAGAACAACCUAGAACUAGGAACAGAAAGCCCUGACUUGAAAAACAGUCCAGUUGAUGAAAGUGAGGUGCAAACAGCAGCUGAUAGUCCCUCUGUUAAACCUAGUGAAGUUGAAGAGGAAACUAUUCCCAGCAUUCAAACAGAAGCUUCUGUACAUCAGGAAGAGCCUUGUGAGGAAGAAACUGUAGAAGCACUGUGUGACUCUGAAUUUAUUAUUGAACCAUUAGAAAUUGAAACUCAAGCAGAAGUCAAAGUAGAAAUCCCUCUCGUGGCAUCUACUCCAACAAGUAUUGAAUUAUUCACCGAAAAUGUAGAGGAAUCUGUUUUAAAUCAGCAGCAAGUAUAUACUGGUGACUUUGAAAAGAAAGAGGCAGAAAGUAUUAACCCUGAAGCACAAUUAUCAACACCUGACAGUGCAUUUAUAGAAGAAAGGAGCAUCAAAGGAAUUCUAGAAGAAUCUCCAUUUGAAGCAGAUUUCUUCUCGGGGAUUACACAGUCUGUGGUAGAAGUUGUAACUAAAGUGGACAAACAUGACACUGUUUCAGAAGUUGUGCCAUCUGCUGGUGUUACUGAACUAGCACCAGGGAUUUUCACUGAGGCUGAGAAGGCAGUGAAUAAAGAGGAAAUCUGUGAAAAAGAUAACAUGGAUGAUAAGGAGGAAACUGAAUUUAAUAUUGAAGAAAUGAGAAUGGAUCUACAAAUAGGAAGCGAGAAGCCUGAAAAAAAUGAUGAAAGGGUGGUUGCAGAGAAAUUGGAAAAGAUUGUGGCAACAGUGAAAGAAAAACCUUCAGAAAAUCCUCUGACCAAAACAUGCUCAACUAAAGGAGUGGGUCAGUCAAACAAGUCUGAUGAAACUAGUAAAACUAAUAUGCUGGCUACAUCAAGUGCAUCUAGCAGUAAAACAAAUACCAAGACUGGUGUGGUCUCUUCUCCAAAGGCAAAAGCUACACCUUCUAAAUCUGAAAACCAGAAAAGUUUUCUAAGGUCUGCAUUCAGAGAUCAAAUAAACACUGAAAAGAAGCUUGCAGCCAAGGAUUUGUUUCUGCCUAAACCUCCAACUAUCAGGUCAGGCUUGGCUGAAAGCAGCAGUAAAUUCAAGCCCUUUCAGAGCAUUGUUACCAGAGGAGGCAGUGGAAGAAUCUCAGCCCUGAAAGGCAAGGAUUCUAAACUGGAUCACAAAGACAUUACAAAACAGUCUCAGGAAACAGAGACUAGACCUUCCAUCAUGAAACGGGAUGACAGCAGCAAUAAGACUUUUGCUGGACAAAACACUAAGAUUCCUAAAAGUGUCGCUGGUAGAAGUUCCAAAUCUAAAGAGGAGAUAUUAUUUUCAUUUAAUUUGGAUGACUAUCUUACUGUGGAUGAAGUUAUAGAGGAUGUGAAUCCUCUUCAAGCCAAGCAGAAUCCAUUAAAGGGAAAAUGGAAAGACACUUUAAAAGAUGCCCCUUCCUCUGAACUUAACUUAAGGAAGAAGGAAAAACCAGCUUCUCAUGUUGCUGAGGGUGAAUUAUCUUUUGUUACACUAGAUGAAAUUGGGGAAGAGGAAGUUGCAGCUGCACAUCUAGCACAAGCUCUAGUCACUGUGGAUGAAGUAAUUGAUGAAGAAGAAAUAAAUAUGGAAGAAAUGGUAAAAAAUUCAAAUACACUUCUUACGUUGGACGAGUUAAUUGACCAAGAUGAUUGCAUGUCUCACAGUGAACCUAAAGAUGUCACUGUACUGUCAGUGACUGAAGAACAAGAUCUUUUCAAACAGGAACGCCUGGUAACUGUGGAUGAAAUUGGGGAAGUGGAAGAACUGCCUUUAAAUGAGUCCACAGACAUAAGUUUUACCACUUUAAAUACUAAAGUAGAUGAAGGAAGUACUGGAAGAGACAGCAUUGGGUACAUUUCUUCUCAGAUGCCUGAAGAUCCUUCUACAUUAGUUACUGUAGAUGAAAUACAGGAUGACAGCAGUGAUCUGCACUUAGUGACUUUGGAUGAGGUAACUGAAGAAGAUGAAGACUCUCUGGCAGAUUUUAACAAUCUUAAAGAAGAACUUAACUUUGUCACCGUUGAUGAAGUUGGAGAGGAAGAAGAUGGAGACAAUGAUUUAAAGCUUGAGUUAGCACAAAGAAGAAGCCACUAUCCCACAGAUAAAAGAGGGGAUAUUAAAAAAAAAGCUGUGGACACACAGAAGAAAAAUGCUGAACUCUUAACCCAAGUGGGUCCAGCAAAUGAGAAUGUUGUGGAAGAAGAUAUGAAAAUCAUGAUUGAAAAGCACUUAGCAGCUAAAGCACCAGCCAAGAGAUUUAGAAUUGGGAAAAUGCUUAAAGCUAUUGCAGCAGAACCAGCAGAAGAGGAAGAGAAGAAGGAAGAGGAGGAGAGUUUCCAAAUGAGUGAAGUUGAAGAAGAAUCUGAAUUUAAAGAUUUAGAACCAGAACAAAAACGUAAGAAGACUGAGGACUCUCUAGACAUGUCAGAGUCAUCUGAUGUCCCUGAAGAUUUAGAUUCUCUGAUACCAAAGGCUGGCUUCUUCUGUCCUAUUUGUUCUCUUUUCUACUCAAGUGAAAAAGCAAUGGCGAAUCACUGCAAGAGUUUACGUCAUAAACAAAAUACAGAGAAGUUCAUGGCCAAGCAAAGAAAAGAAAAGGAGCAGACGGAGACUGAAGAAAGAAGCUCUAGGUGAUUGGGAGAAAGGGGGAAGAAUUCAUUAGAACUUCGUUUGGGGUCCAGUUGAUCUGUGUAUUUUUGUUAUCACUUAAUUUGUAAUUUUUGUUUCAAAAACAAAUAUUCAUGUUGUAAAAAAUUUUGAUUGCCCUUAAUGUAGAGAGACUGAUGGGGGAAAGUAUGAUGGGUUUGAUUUUUAUAUCAAAUCAUCAGGCAUGGAGAAAUAUCUUUUAGAAGUGUUAAAAUAAAUGUUCCUACUGUAUAUUUAAAAUAA